This is a messenger RNA of Trichoderma asperellum CBS 433.97, 1603 nucleotides long. RefSeq lists its product as uncharacterized. The record is from RefSeq and is a predicted model, not a curated record. NCBI's taxonomy places the organism in Eukaryota, Fungi, Ascomycota, Sordariomycetes, Hypocreales, Hypocreaceae.
CUUCGAUAUUGCAACUUGUCAUAUUUUCCCGACAUCUCUGAUACCUACCGGAUUGAUAAGCCAUCCCUACAAUCGUACUACGGUGACCUAAUUCUAGACCGUUGGAUGUUUUCCUGCGUUCGUUUCCGCUACUUAACCUAGAGAUGACUCACUCGUUAGACGGCCAUGCUCUCAGACAGCCUGCGUCGUGGCGAUGAGGUGACCAGGCAUAUCGGGCUUGAAUACCAGAAUACCAUGGCCGCCGACGGCAAAGCAGCCGUCUCGCUGCAAGACUUGCCGACCGAGCUUGUUGCCCUAAUCCUUACGCAUGUUGCCGACAUUGCGACACUAGAUAGUCUCAUCCGAGCGUGGCCCGCUGCGUAUCGCGUAUUCGAGUCCAGCGCUGUCGGUAUCACCGAAGCUGUCUUGUCUUCUGGUUACGUAUGCGGGCAUAUCCGAGUCAUUUUUCGUAUUAUCGCCUUGCUGCGAUCUGGAACCCUCCCAAUCCCCAACUUGGCCGAUUUUCGACGACGGGUUAUUGUCGAUGCUAUGAGAUACCCAUCUCGCGUGCGCAGCUCGCGAGACGGAUUCGCCCCAGCCUUCUUGGCCAAGGAGACACCACCGGCAGUAAUACGCAGUCUUUUAGCGACAUAUCGGCAGGUCAUGUCGGCCUCGCUUGGCUGUCUCACCUACCAUCUUGCCCGUUUUAAAACUCUCAAGCCAGAGCAUCCCAUUGACAGGACGAUCAAAAAUCCUGUAUGGGGCCGGGAUAUCCCGACUUGGCAAUCGAGGCCACAAGGAAGGGAAUUUAACGUACGGAACGUAGGCCCCCCAUCUUGGACCGAGGAGCAGCGCGUCAACCGGGCUUUCUGGCGUCUGCAGCUUCUCUACGAUCUCAAAAGAGCCGCAUCAAGAGGUUUAUUAGACUGGCCAGACGAUAACAAGGCUGCACUUUGCGACAUUGUUGCAGUCAGUCGUCCAAUCGGUGGGCCUACGCAUUUAUCUCUUCGGAGCCGCCGCUAUGGGCACGAAAUUUGGGCUGGCUCUUCAGACUUUUACCAUGCUUGGGUGCAUACCGUUCCAUAUAGUGGACAUUAUCCGGGCCCCCCGGAGUACGAAGAGCUGAUAUCCGUUGUCAAUUAUGUUCGAAUCGUUCAUGGCCAGGAAGCCUCUGAACGGUUAGCUAAAGGUGAAGUGUGCCUGGCAGGGUUACAAGGACCUGUAGAGAUAUAUCGAGAAUGGUCGCUAGCUAAGCCUGGCGUAAAGGACUGGAAAACACUCGUUCGUCCAUCUGCGGGCGCCGGGAACUACGAUUACGGGCUGCGAGGAAGCUCAAUACUGAAUAUGGUUGACUUUGACACUUUUGGGCGCUAUGGGUUUGCGUUUUGGUCGUGGGAGCGCAUGUUUGCGUAUGGUCUUGCCAGAAGGAGCGAGUCUGAAUAUGAAGAAUAUAGGGUCACUUAUGCUUGGGAAAGUAUCCUCAGUCCUGAGGAAGUUGCGAGGGCGGAAUGGGAAAUAGGGAACAGGACAUAGAAAGCAUGCUUGCCGUUACAUGACGAGGACGAAUAUAGUGAUAUAUUGAGCCCUUUAAGUACCAACAUAGAAUAUAAUAAUAAUUAUGGUG